This is a messenger RNA of Paramecium primaurelia, 1211 nucleotides long. The record is from the annotation of a GenBank genome assembly. Lineage: Eukaryota; Ciliophora; Oligohymenophorea; Peniculida; Parameciidae.
AUUUUUUCAUUUUCUAUUAAAAUGAGUAUAGUAGUAGUGUCGACAUAAAAUACUUAGAAGGAAAUCCCAGAAAAAGGGACUAACUUUGGAGAUCUAAUUGACGAAUUCGAGCCCUCUGGAAAAUUUGUGGACUAUUAGUUUGCAUACGAUGGAAAGAUACUACAAAAUAUUUCAAAAGCAACAAAACUAGCAGCUAUAUGUUAAGGUAAAGGAGGACGCAUAGAGAUCUAAGUAUUAUUCAAAUAUAUAAAAGAGAAAAUAAUCAAACUAACAGUUUUCAAAAAUUUUAUCAACUAAUCCACAACCAAAUUAGCCAUCACCUUUUACUUAGCAAACAUAUUAAUAAAAUACUCCUUCAAUUAAUCAAUAAGAAUAAAAAAGCAGUUCAAUUCAAAAAGGUGAAUAACCUGCAAGUGUUUGGGAUACUGUAUUACAACCUAAUCUGUAGAAUCCUUAAGAAAAACAAUAAGUUAAUUUUGGAUCUAAUCCAUAAUUGAAAGCUAGUCCUUUUAUAAAACCUUCUGUUCAACAAUCUGCUGGCCAAAAUUCAUUUACUCCCAUACCUGUUAAUGUUUCUGCUACUCCUGGUCCUUUCGUUCCAGCAGCUGUUUCUACUCCUCCUGGUCCUUUUGUUCCAUCAGCUGUUCCUACUCCUCCUGGUCCUUUCGUUCCAGCAGCUGUUUCUACUCAAGCUCCACCUUUUUCUUAAAAUUAACCAAUAAAUAUCAUAUCCCCCCCAAUACCUAAAUUUACUUAACCUCCAGUCAUAAGUCAAACAAUUUAGCAACCAUAAACAUAAACACUAAGAAAAACAGUAAAAUAUAAGAGUUAAAUUAAUGACGAGUACAAUAUUAUUUAUACUUAGAUAAAAAAUUAUAAAUGAUUAUAAAAUCAAGAUCACAGAAAAAGGAAACAGAGUGGAACUAGAAAGUGAGAAAUAUGAUAUGAAGGUAGUAUUUUUAGAAGAAAAUGCCAAUGAAGUAAUUUAAAUAAAAAAAUAAUAGAAAAUAUAAUCAGAAAUAAAAAAAUAAUUAACUAAAGAUGCAUAUCCAUAAGAUAUUAAACUUUUGGUUAAAUGUCUAGUAGGGGAAGAAAAUUAGUCAACAAAAGUUAUUUUUAAGAAAAAUUUUGAUGGAUUGGCAAUUUAAUGGGCAACUGGCUUAAUUACAUUGUUUGAUUUUAAAUUGGAUUAUUGAAAUGACAUAUCAAAG